UGCUUUUAAUAAAUUAAUGUAUCAGGAAAAAGGGGUAUUUAUUUGCACCUCUCUUCUCUCUCUCUCUCACUUUCCCUUUCUUAAUCUUCUCACACUCAGCAGCACACAAUAAAGCAAAACAAACACAGACACAUUAACAUCUUCACAGAAAGACGAACAAACCAAACUUCACAUUAAUUCUUUUUAGUAGUUUUUACUGCUUUUAAUUCCCAAAAACAACCAAUUUUUGUACAAAAUAUUUCAUCUUUGCCUCAUCCAAUUCUUCAUCAAUGGACACUGCUCAAUGGCCUCAGGAGAUAUUAGUGAAGCCCAUGGAAGAAAUGAUCUCAAAUACAUGUUCAUCUUCAGUGACAACAGCACCAAAUCUCAUCUCAAAUUCUAACAAUAUAGAGAAUAGUUCAAAUUCAAAGCCAAAUUCUAGUUCUUUAGAGAGGAAAGUGAGGCCUCAAAAGGAUCAUGCUGUAAAUUGUCCAAGGUGCAAUUCAACCAAUACUAAGUUUUGUUAUUACAACAAUUAUAGCCUUACUCAACCAAGAUACUUUUGUAAGACUUGUAGAAGGUAUUGGACUGAAGGUGGAUCUUUAAGGAACAUUCCAGUUGGUGGUGGUUCAAGGAAGAAUAAAAGAUCUUCAUCUUCAUCUUCAUCUUUGGGUGUAAAAAAGCUUUCUUCUCAUGAUUUGAUUGCAUCUACACAAUCCCAUAUUAUUCUUGGUCAAAACCCUAAGAUUAUUCAUCAUCAAGGCCAAGAUUUGAACUUGGGUUUUCCUCUAAAUCAUCCUCAUAAUCAUCAACAAGACUUUAGAAGUUUCUCUGAAUUCAUGCAAUUGCCUAAUAUUGAGAAUAUCCAUAAAGGGCAAAUCCCAAAUUCUGGUGUUGCAACUAAUGCUAAUGGUGCUAAUCAUCAUAUGUCUGCUUUGGAGCUUCUAAAUGGGCUUACAUCUUCAAGAGGGUUAACUCCAUUUAUGUCGAUUCCGGUACCGGAACAUUCUAAUGGUGUUUUUUCAUCUGGGUUUCCUUCAUUGCAUGAUUAUAAGCCAAGCUUAAAUUUUUCACUUAUGGAUGAUCUUGGAAAUGGGUAUGGAAGUUUGCAAGGAGAAGUAAACCAUCAAGGAGGAGAAACAAAUAAUGGAAGGCUUUUGUUUCCAUUUGAAGAUUUGAAGCAAGUUAAUUCAAGUACUACUAGUGCUGAUCAUAAUACUAAUAGUGCGGAAAAUAAUAAUCAAGAAAAUGGUGAACAAGGGGAUUCAGCUACACCUGGGUAUUGGAGUGGCAUGUUGGUUAAUAAUGGAGGAUCAUGGUAGUGAAGAUUUGCACAAAUUUUCUUUUUUAAAAAGGGUGUUUCUCUUUUCCUUUUUUUCUUUGUUCUUUUAGAUUUAUUUAUCUUAAUCAUGGUGAGUGGUCGUAGGGAUGACAAAAUGGGCGUUCCAUCUAAAAUUUUCAUACUCACGGCUUCCCACCACCUAGAUGGCUGCUGGUGAGUGACUUAUAUAUUUUGGAGUUUAUUAAAGCUAACAAAUCAUAGAGAUACAAAAUUAAAAUUGGGUUCUUUGUUCAUCUCCAAAUUAAAUCUUUUUAUCUUUUCUGAUGACCUUGUUUAAUCAAAUUGUGUUUGUCUAUGAUCAUUAUGGGAAUUUGAAGCUUGUUUUAGGCUUGGCUUCAUCAAUAGGAUAACUUUGGGUGUUGUGUGGAAUUGGUAGAAAGAACUGAUCAUGAGAAUUAAAGGGAAAAAACAGUUUAUUAGAAUUGCCCAUAAUUUUUUGAGGGGCUUUGCCCACAUUCCAUGCUAAGGUUCUGUUUGUCUUCUAAUGCAAAAGGAAUUUUCCCAGAUGAGGCAUCCAGUAAACCUGGUGUUACCUGUUAUCAACAGGACGUAGUUAGUGUCAUUGGUUGGCUUGCGAUAUAUGAACAAUAGUUUAAUGUAUUAUAAUGUAUGGUAUUUGUAGCUCUGUAAUGAGUUUUAUUGAAGGGUUUGUGGAUAUUUUUACUGAGAAUGAAAAAUUUGCUACUAUGCUUUGUUAAUUUAUUAACCAUUAUCUUUUUCUUG
Messenger RNA from Amaranthus tricolor (Joseph's coat), 2044 nucleotides. RefSeq names its product dof zinc finger protein DOF4.6-like. The coding region runs from base 270 to 1301 and encodes 343 amino acids. Gene Ontology annotation, biological process: regulation of DNA-templated transcription. The transcript is spliced from 2 exons. Lineage: Eukaryota; Viridiplantae; Streptophyta; Magnoliopsida; Caryophyllales; Amaranthaceae. Gene Ontology annotation, molecular function: DNA-binding transcription factor activity; DNA binding. The record is from RefSeq and is a predicted model, not a curated record.